GAAGAUUCUUUUUACAACAGUCAGGUCCUGCAGGUGUCAAUGAUAUGUCCAGACAUCUCAAGGGAUGAAAUCCAAAGAGAUUUACUCGUGACUGGAGACCCCCAAGAAACUAUCAACCGAAUAUUUGAAGGAAGUUUUCUGUUUGGCACAUCAGCGUCUCUGCAUCCCAUAGAAGCUUCAAGAUCACCGAAUACCAGGGAAACGUUUCCCACCACCUCCACUUCAUCAAAUCAAGAAGAAACUCAGAGCAGAAGGGGUCAUACACAGAGUGAUACAAGGGUAGACGUUAUCAGUAUAGAUGUAGAUGCUGACGAUAGGGGUGAUGGACUGGCUGAGAAUAAGGGUCAUUAUCAGUGUCAAUCCGCACCAGUUGAUGAUGAUGAUAGCGACUUGGAUGAUCUUCCAGAUGUCGGAAUUCAUCUGAGUUUUAGACGACAAAGCGGGACCAGUUUUGAAAAAGAGUUUUUGUCUACUUCUGGUGGACACCAAGAUCUUCAACCAACAGGUGCAUCAAGUUUUCAGUCUGCUGUCGAUAACGUUGUCAUCAUAGAUGAGAGUUUGAACCUGUUACCUCAUACAGGUAGCCCUCGUGAACCCUGUGUGGAUUUGACUCUAUCACCACAAGAGGCCGGUUCUGCAGUUGUCGACUUUGAAUGCUUACAUCCAGCUGAAGAUAUUGGCUCAACGAGCCCUGUAUCACUGCCAAGCAGUGAAAAUAUUGAAACAACAAGUGGAGAUUAUUGUAAAUCGCCAAUUGUUGAUUUAACAGAUCAGGCCUCCCCUCACGUAUUGGAGGAAGAGUCUGAGAGUGUUCUCAACUUCAGAGUCCAAGAUCAGAAUUCUGAGUUUAUAGCACCGGUAGGCUCCCCAACAGGAGACCAUAAUAGUGAAGAGUUUGUAGGUGAAGAAGCUGCUCUUAGUCCAAGAAGUCCAAGGCAUCUUGAUCCGGUUGAUCCUCCUCUUCAAGAUCUAUCAUCAGACGACGACAACAUCAUGGAUCGAUUCACUCCGAUGGCGAUUUCAAGCAGCGACGACGAAGAGGAGGGUGUUACGCUGUCCCUGCUCCACCGCAUCCGCAGCAAACAACUCAAUAUUAAUCGGGGUAAUCACCCACCCCAUAAACUGUCCAAUCAGACUCGAGACGAGAAAGCUCAUGAUGGAGUGAGUAGAAAACACAUGUCGGAUUUAUCAAACACAAAGCCACUGAAACCUGCCAUUGUCUCUGCGAGCGCAAACCACAGACAAAAGAAGUACCAUGAAAUAUCGGAUGAUGAGGAUGAUGAUUCUAUGAAAACAGCUUCUUACGGGACGUCAGCGAGCUUCCAAGGAGAUAGUGAUGGUUACUCAAGACAGGAGUCUAGUCACAGUAGUUGUGUCAGGGAGUCAUCUCAGGAGGAUCUGGUACCUUCCAAAAAGAAGGCGAGGAGGUGCCCUGAGGAAAUUGCGACAGCGAAGCAGAAAGCUCUGGAGAAACGAGCUUUGAAGGAGCAAGAAAAGCAGCUAAAGAUGAGACAACAAGAUGAGAAGAAACAACUUAAAAUGAGAGAAGCUCAAGUUCAAAAGGCAUUGAGAGAGGCGCAUAAAUCAGAAAGGCCGGAAGAAUGUAUGAAGUAUGUAACCGUCGUCACCAAUCCACUGCUGCUAGAGGACACUGGGGGCGGUAUACUGCUGACCAAACUCCAGGCGCUAGAGAGUAGGAUGGCCAUCGAGUCUCAACCCAUCCCUGGAAGCGUCACAUGGAGGAGACAAGUCAUGGAACAUAACCUCGGGGAUGAUUUACAGCUGAACACCUUACACCAAAAGAAAGAAGAAUGUGAAGCAAUAGUCCUUCUGCCUGUUGCUAGCUUCGUCGACAUGGUCUACAUAUUCAAACAAGAGCAGCAAGGAGUGUUUACUUUACAAGGGCCAGACUCACUAAAGACCUACGCCAAUGAUGUCCAACAAACGCUGAACGGCAAAGCAGUCACUUUCAUUAUUCAAGGCAUGGAAAAAUACUUCAGACUCCAGAAGAACUCCAAACAGCGUAACUUUCGCUCAGCAGUCCUCGGUAGUGACCCUCCAGUAAACACCGCCAAGACACGACGCAAGAAGCGACCCAUCGAGGACAUUACUACCAAUGUGACGAGGGUGGACAUGGAAGAGGCCUUGGUUGAUCUUCAGCUUCAUGUUGGAUGUAAUGUCCGCUUUGUGGAGACACCAACAGAGGUCGCUGACAUUGUUGCCAUGUUCACCAAGUCAGUCGCUGAGACACCUUUUAAACGAGAGCGGGACAAGGCAACGUUCUCCUUCCAUGUUGACACAGAGUGGGCAGGAGGAGUGAAGGUUAGUAAAGACGGCAAGGGUCUACUCAAGGUGUGGCGGCAGCAGCUACAGCAGUUUCGUAACGUCAGUCCUGAGAUAUCGUCCUCCAUCAUUGCCUUGUACCCAUCUCCAAGACUACUGCUGCAGGCCUAUUCUCAAUGUGAUACUUGUCAAGAAGCAAGAAAACUACUUCAGGAUAUUGUGAUAAGGAGAGGGGAAGGUGUACUUGCUACCACUCGAAGAGUUGGACCCGAGUUGUCAAAGCGAGUUCAUACACUCAUGACGUCAAACGACCCAGAUCUUGCACUCUAAGAACAACUUGUUAAAGGCACUGGACACAUAAGGAGAGGGGAGGGUGUACUUGCCAGUUGCCACCACUCGGAGAGUUGGACCAGAGCUGACCAAACGAGUCCACACUCUCAUGACAUCAAACGACCCAGAUCUUGCACUCUAAAGAAAUAACAACUUCAUGUUAAAGGCACUGGACACAUUGGUUAUUAUCUAAGACCAGUAUUUUCACUUGGUGUACCCCAAAUUUA
Asterias rubens (European starfish) is the source of this 2840-nucleotide messenger RNA. Its product is annotated as crossover junction endonuclease EME1-like. NCBI's taxonomy places the organism in Eukaryota, Metazoa, Echinodermata, Asteroidea, Forcipulatida, Asteriidae. The transcript is spliced from 15 exons. Gene Ontology annotation, molecular function: DNA binding; nuclease activity. The record is from RefSeq and is a predicted model, not a curated record. Gene Ontology annotation, biological process: resolution of meiotic recombination intermediates; replication fork processing; mitotic intra-S DNA damage checkpoint signaling. Gene Ontology annotation, cellular component: nucleus; Holliday junction resolvase complex. The coding region runs from base 40 to 2613 and encodes 857 amino acids.